GUCAAAGAAAAUAUACACGCCUUCAAAGGUGAUCCCAAACGCAUAACACUGUUUGGUGAGGGGGCUGGCAGUUGGUCGGUAGCGGCGCACAUAAUAUCCCCGCUGACCAAAGGCCUGUUCAAUAGGGCGAUCCUCAGCAGCGGUGCACUCCUUGAGUUCAAAAACAACGGGUUUCUCAACAAAACCGAGGCUUUGAAACAAUCCAAGGAAAUGGCGAAACAGUUUGGGUGUCAACUGAAGGGCAUGUUUGCGAAGAAUUGGAUGGAGUGCCUCAAAGAUCCUAAAAAAAUAAACCCUAAUGAACUCAGCAAGUACACCAGCUUCUUUGCUUACCCGGUCUAUGGCACUGAAUACCUGCCCUACAACGCACAGACAGCUUUUAAAAAAGGCAAAUUCAGAGAUGACAUUGAGUUGAUGGCCGGUGUGACCACAAACGAGGGCCCUAUAAUCACAAAGUUUGUCUACCCGGUCACUAACAUACAGUCCAUAGCCUCGAAACAGGACUUCCAGUUCACAGUCAAUCGGAUGCCAUUUGACGGCCUAAAGAAGGAUAAAAUAAUAGACUUUUAUAUCUCGCGAGACAAAGACCCGUUCGCUACCGAGAGGUUUAACACGGCUUUCAACGAGUUUUACGCCGACUUCCGGACGGUGUGUCCGACGUAUCUCUUCGCACAACUGUUUGCCAAAUACUCAUCCGAUGGGAACGUCUACUUCUAUCAGUACACCAAACGUCCCGUCGCUCAGUGCGAGUCACACAUGAGUCGAUGCCAUGUCAGCGAAGACAUGAGUUUCGUGUUCGGAGAGCCCGUCCUCUUGACUCCGCCCGAAGCGCCGAAGCCAUCGGCUGUCAGUACUAUAACCACUGCUAUAGUGGCCCAACAAAAGGCACGACUGGCCGCCCAAAAGGUACGACUGGCCGCCCAAAAGGUACAAAAGGCUAAACUCGCAAAACAACAAAGAGCUAAGGCUGCUGCCCGGCCUGUCAAAGUUCCCGUCACUACGCCUGUUCAACAGGUAGUUGUUGCACAACCGGCCGAUACGGUUCUACCAGCGGCUGGUCAGGAACAGCCUGCCAGCCCUCCAGCAGAUCCCAAUGCCGCCGCUCCAGUAGGUGAUAGCAAUCCUCCUCCCCCUCAAGAUCCCAAAGCUGCCCCACCCGCUGUUGCUCCGGCUGAUGGUCAGGCGCCGCCUCCCGCUCCAGAAACUAGUGGACAGCCGGUCGAAGUGACAACGGGUGCACCCAUUGGGGGUGAAGUGCCGCCUAUGGCUCACAAAUUAAAACCUUUAGCCGCGGCUAAAGUUAUUGUCCCCAAACCGGCUCAUGAAGCCAAUGAUACCGAGGAUACCGAUGCUGUCACUGAUACCGCUACCGAGGAUACUGUGCUUAAAGAAAGUGCGCCACUACCUGCUCCUGACACUACAGCUGUAGCAGCACCUGUAUCAACUGAUCCGCCAUCCACUCCAUCUCCCAUUGAACCAGUAGCUGGAACAGUAGUGGCGCCGGUGGCUGACACUCCUGUUACAGAACCACCACAACCACCACCUCAAGAAGUAGCAGCGCCUGUAGCCGGAGUCCAGGCUGUACCAGAUGCUGCCAGUGCCCCACCACCCAGUGAUGCCCAACCUGUGAGCGAACCUCCAGCUCCGGUUGUUGGUGCCGGGGCUGCUCAACCUAUACCAGAACCUAUAAGUACAGCCGACUGGAGUGAAGGUGCGACACCGGACCCCAUGAUAGAACAGCCAACCGAUGGUAAUAAUACCGAGGUGAAAGUGUUGACGGCCGCCGAUCUGCUCAAAAUGAUAAUACCGGAGCCGCCCAUCGAAACCGGAAGUGAUUCAGAAUUUAGUAAAAGAGUAAUGACUUUGUGGACUAAUUUCGCCAAAACUGGGAUGCCGACGGAUAAGAAAAAGUGGCCGAAACUGAAAAAUCCUGUCAAAGGAUUGUUUGGCAAAACUUCGGCCAAAUUCUAUGAGUUGAAUGCAGCCGUCAGUCACCAUAUCGUGGAGAAUGCUUUUGAGGAGACUUGCGAUACAUUUUGGAAAGACUAUUACCAAUGA
This is a messenger RNA of Oppiella nova, 2058 nucleotides long. Lineage: Eukaryota; Metazoa; Arthropoda; Arachnida; Sarcoptiformes; Oppiidae. The record is from the annotation of a GenBank genome assembly.